Molecule: messenger RNA, 663 nt
Organism: Neospora caninum
Lineage: Eukaryota; Apicomplexa; Conoidasida; Eucoccidiorida; Sarcocystidae
Exons: 4
Coding region: 1-663 (220 amino acids)
Source: RefSeq, a predicted model, not a curated record
AUGAUUCUAACGGCUUUACAUGCACACCCAGGCGAGUCUCAACGCCUGCAGCAGCGUCAGGCAAGGGAGUCUCUCAUCGACAGCUUCAGGAUUGGCUGUACUCUGAAGAAGCGAUGGACAUUGAGUCUUGUGAGAGAAGGCCGUCGCAUGCAAUUAGAAGAGAGUAUUGCGUAUACAAGGAAAAUGAAAGAGUUUAUAGAGACCUGCAAAGAAUGGCGAGUCGUCUGCGUGUGGCUCGGCCAGGAAAAUCGUGCCGCGUGGCCAUCUCAGCCGCAGCCGCCGCCGCACCCGUCGUCUCGCGUGACGGAAGUGUCUUCGAGCAAACUGCAAGCAAUGCUUUCCCUGGGGUUGUAUAAACGGCGGAAUUUUAGAGAGGUUGUGGGUUCCUUGCGCGCGCGCGAACACGAACUUUCUCUCCGCCAACCGGCGACGAUGUAUUCUGCGCGAGACGAACGCUAUCGCCACCUUUUCUCGGGGGCUUCUUUCAGAAUGCUCCGGGCGAUGUGGGAUCACGAUGAGAAGGCCGAAGCAGAAACUUCCGCGUUCCUCAAGCUCUUCACCCCCAGUCGCCAAAAUAUUAGCAGGAGCAGUCUCGGCUGCAUUUACUACGAGCCUCUGGAUGACUGGAUCCCCAACAGCGAUAACGAGGAGACUCCUCUGUGA